GAAUUCGGAAGGAAUCUCUCAGACACAGAUCUCCAUCCCCUCCCUAGGUCAACUGCAAACCCUUUCCAGGUGUCUCUGCCCAGAGUGUCAGGGCACACUGCAGCUUUGGCCUACCGUGCUCCAAGAGUAUGAGGACUUAAAACUGUGAAGGUUGCAGAAGAGAAUUAUGUUUGGGGCAGGUCUUUAGCCUUCAGGAAAACCUGCUGCCAGUGGUCAGGCAGUUUGGUUACUCUCACUCCCCUGGGCCCAGGAGGCUCUGAACAGGCUCCGGGAGCUGUGCUGUCUGUGGCUGAGGCCGGAGGUGUACACCAAGAAGCAGAUCCUGGAGCUGCUGGUGCUGGAGCAGUUCCUGGCCAUCCUGCCAGAGGACCUGCAGGCCUGGCUGCGAGAGCACCGACCGGAGAACGGAGAGGAAGCCACGACUAUGCUGGAGGAGCUGGAGAAAGAGCUUGAUGGGCCAGCAGAGCAGGACACAGCUCAUAGCCAAGGAAUGAUGGAGAAGGAAAUGGCAUCCUCAGGAGCACUGAAGUCUCUGAGUAUCCAGCUCCAGCCCUUGGAGAAUCAGUGUCAGUGCAAGAGUGAGACUCAGGAGCCCCAGGCUUCCCAUGAGAGAGACACUGUUGCUUCUGAAGGCUUGGUGACCAAAGCUGCUGUGGUAAGAGGAGUGGUGAACUUGGCGGGGAGGCUUGUGUCCAAAGGUUGUGGGAUUAUUACUGAGUGAGGGCAAGCAGAAGUCUGAAGGCUUCAUAUGGAUAGAGGGUUGCCUUUUCUUAUAAUGACAAUCACAUGAUUUCAUGUUCUUAAUAUCAUUUAAUACUUGUUUUCUUAUUGUGAAUUAAUUGUAAAUGUUGAUAAUACAGAAAAUGAGAAAGUAUAAAUCACCCACAAUCCCACUCACUACCCACAGGAACAUUGUUAUCAUUUGGAAUUCUAUUAGUUUUUUUCUUUUUUAUCCUAACCUAAUAUUUUUUGGUAAAAUCUUGUUUGGUAAAUCAAUUUUAGUAACUGAUUUUAACAUUUAUAGUUCAACUGUUUAGCAUUACAAUGUAAUGCAACGUAUAUUGUAAUAAAGUUUGACUUUUAAGUUUUGAUUUGAAAUUAUUCGUUCAGGAGUAGGGAGCACAAUAGCACGAAUGGAGGUGUGCUGGGAGACUCGGGAAGGAGUGUGGGAAGAAGCCAGGGGAUUGGUGUUCUUAGCUUUCAUUCCCUGGGCCAAAAAGUGUCUGCAGAUUGACAGUCCCUGGGGCACCAGUUCAGCAGCUGAAGUCACAAGUAGCCUCUUGAACACACACACACACACACACACACACACACACACACACACCUCUGGGCCCACCAGAAUCAGGACGCUUCUUCACCUCUGGGAGCAAGAGCCUGGGCGACUGCCAUGGCCUUCCCCUCCUCUCAGCAAGUCCUCAGUGGAAAUGCUUGUGCAGGACAAAAAGACCCAUGGCCCUUUAGAUGCAUGAUCAUUGUGUCAACCAAGACAGCUGCCAGCGACAGAGUUUGAGUAGCAAUAUCUGGUUCAGGCCCAUCAAAAGCAGGGGGUGGGUGGCUAUAGACAGAGCCUGCCCACGGGGCUCACCUUUCCUCUUGACUUUGCAGAAAUGCUCUCCAGAUUAGUCCUCCUACAUGGGAAAUUAAUGUACCUGGCAGUCCCCCUUUGUCUGAGGAUUCACUUGAUGGAGCAGGGAAGCAAAGAUGUUCACAGGGGAUCUUGGAGAGACCAAGGUCAGAUUUGCUUAAUUUCCAGUCCUCUCAGCUGGAGAGUGUUACCUGAAGCCUCUGGACAUGAGGACGGAGAAGGGAAGAGAUAGGAAACUCAUAGCAAGCACCUUGUCUAAACUGCACAUUAUCUUUUUAAACCUGUGAAUCUGUUGUGCAAGAUUCAUUUAAGGUAAACAUUUGGGAGCAAGAGCCUGGGCGGCUGCCAUGGCCUUACCCUCCUCUCUCAGCAAGUCCUCAGUGGAAAUCCUCG
Messenger RNA from Phyllostomus hastatus (greater spear-nosed bat), 1978 nucleotides. RefSeq names its product zinc finger and SCAN domain-containing protein 30-like. The transcript has 3 exons. Lineage: Eukaryota; Metazoa; Chordata; Mammalia; Chiroptera; Phyllostomidae. Bases 425 to 721 code for a protein of 98 amino acids. The record is from RefSeq and is a predicted model, not a curated record.